Molecule: messenger RNA, 597 nt
Organism: Ustilaginoidea virens
Lineage: Eukaryota; Fungi; Ascomycota; Sordariomycetes; Hypocreales; Clavicipitaceae
Exons: 1
Coding region: 1-597 (198 amino acids)
Biological process (GO): vacuolar proton-transporting V-type ATPase complex assembly
Cellular component (GO): extrinsic component of endoplasmic reticulum membrane; Vma12-Vma22 assembly complex
Source: RefSeq, a predicted model, not a curated record
AUGAAUCCCGAUCAGCAAGACAUUGACCACCUCCUGCAGCGUUACCUCUGCCUCCUGGAGGAAUACACGCGGCUCCGUCAAGAACUAUCCAGGCUGCAAGCCCUGGUGUAUCGAGACAUUGCGCGUGCCAACUUUCUCGCAGAGCGGGGCCUGAGGUUCGGUCAAGACCAGUACGACGACAGGAUGCGGGCCAGCCGCCGGCUGACUAUCCUGCAAAGCGAGCACCAAGCCCCCGAAUUCCGCACCAAAGCCCACCCUUUCGAGGCUCAAGACGGCCAGGAGACGGGAGAGGAGGGUGUAGUCUCCGAUGACGAGCAUGGCAAAGGAACGCGCAAAGACGCGCGGCGUGGGCUGCCGCACGAUCCCCUCAGAUGGUUCGGCAUCCUGACGCCCAUGCCGCUGCGGACUGCGCGAAGCCAUUCCGCUCGAGCGGUGGAGGAUGUGAUUCCACGACUGGCCUCGGUAGAUGCCGAGAUGCGGCGUGUGGAGAUUGAGGUGCGUCGGGCACGCAAAAGGCAGUCCAAGGCUGGCGGUGCCGUGAGCAAGGGCUCGUUUGCUGUGUGCAAAUCUGCAGAGGGAAUUCAGCGACAGGGCUGA